GGACAGAGGAGGGGAAGACCCGGGACUAGGUGGAGGGACAGAGGAGGAAAACACAACUGCGAAGUUGUUUUGCUGGUCUGAAAACAGAUAUUCUUCCUCUUGGGUGUUGAUCGGUGCACUAUGGAGAAACUAACCGGGUUUUUGUUGCUGUUCGCGAUGCUGAACGUCGCAUUCGCCCAGUACAAGUUAACCCCGAAAUACUUCAAAGAUGGCGGGGUGCUAACGUUGGAGCCGAGCCCUCGUCCUACUGGACCCAUCACCAACCUCGUGUGGAUGCUUGAGGGAAACCUGGUAGCCGAGUGGUUCAAAAACAAAGACACAGGUGAAGAAGUAGUUCCUUUGACUUUUUACAGAACAUUUAAAGGACGCACAACCAUGAAUGUCACCACUGGACGUUUGGACAUUAUCAACAUGACUAAAGCUGACAUGGGUCUGUAUUCAGUGGAAGUCAACAGCGUCGUCCAGAAGGACCGAGAUAACGCCAUAAUGAUAAAAGAAGUCCCCGAGCCUGGGGUAGUGAUUCGGCCGUUGGUGUGUUCCUCCGCUUUUGACGGCUGCACGCUGACCUGUGACGCGGACCCUGCGGUCCUCGUAGACGCUGGACCCGUCACCUACAGCUGGAGGAAGGGGGACGGAGACUGGACGGAGCCGGGAAAGGACCUGGACAUCACCAAGGAGGAGACAGCAGAGGUGGAGACCUUCACCUGCCGGAUCCAGAACCCAGUCAGCGCGAGAGAAAGUAGGGGGGGGUGAGGAUCCAGUUUGAAGCUGCAGGCCCUGCAGAGGGAAAACCGCGUGUUUGGCCAUAAAUAAGAACCAAAACACCAAAGCAAGCUUUCUUAUUUGGCUUAUUUUGCUUUCUUUGCUUUGCAUUCAUUAACAACAUAUCAAAGUUCAGCUUAGGCUUGAUGUAUUUACAUUUUCGCUGAUGUUUCAUCUUGUUUAAUAAGUUUGACUCAUAUUCAUAAUUGAGAUGUUAUCAAAAAACAAAUGAAUUUGCUGCCUUUUAUUAUUAAACUGCUAUAAUUUCUGUGCGUUAGUUGUUAUUUGUGUUUACCUUUGUCUGUCCUAAGUGUCCUAACCAAGUGACUUAAAAUUUGUGCAAUUAUUACAUAAGAGUAACCUUGUAUUACUCAAGCUGGACCUUAUUAUUUGCAUGUUUUUGUGUCCAAUAAUAAUAUAAUAAUAACAACUUCAUCCAGGACUCAAAUGCAAGGUCCAUAGUACAUUAAAAAUGACAAUAUGUACAAACGUAUAGCAAUAAAUAUACAGUACAAUUCAUAUAAAUUAAUAA
Molecule: messenger RNA, 1294 nt
Organism: Etheostoma cragini (Arkansas darter)
Lineage: Eukaryota; Metazoa; Chordata; Actinopteri; Perciformes; Percidae
Product: SLAM family member 9-like
Exons: 1
Coding region: 121-753 (210 amino acids)
Source: RefSeq, a predicted model, not a curated record